AGGUCAGUGAAGGUGAAACUCAGCAACUCCAUUUUGUGAGGAGGGGACAAUAAACUAUAUCAAGAGUAAAAACGCAGGUUUGAUUUAACACACCGAUGUUGGAGUGAAGUAAACGUGUGUCCUGCUGUAAUCUGGAGAAGGAGACUUGACCUCCAACAUGAGUGUUCCUGGAAAACUGGACAUAAAAAAAUAUGAGAGAAUGAUGGAGGGAAAGAGAUCAGACUCACCAGAACCCAGCUGUGUGUCCAUGAAGAGUGACUGGUCAGUGGAUCCUCCAAUUACCUUCAGAGACAGAGACAGUCCUACUGAUGUGAGAUCACUAAAGAAGAAAUCAGACAUCAGCAGAAAUCACUUGGAGUCCAUAUUCAAGGAGCUGGAACACAAAGUCAUCACUCUGAUAAAGAAUGAGCUGAAGAGAUUUAGGAAGAUCCUGAGUCCAGAUUACCCAGCAUGCACUGAGAGGGAGGUGGAGGAUGAGGAGGAUCUAUACAGUGUCAGAGAGGGAGCGCUGAAGAUCACACUGCACGUCCUGAAGAAAAUGAACCACACAGAUCUCGCUAACGCACUGCACAACAAACUUGCCUCUGUGUAUCAGUCAAAGUUGAAAUCCAACCUGAGAGAGAAGUUUAAAAGAAUUAAUGAAGGAAUCUCACAGCAUGGAAGCUCAGCACUUCUGAAUGAGAUCUACACAGAGCUCUACAUCACAGAGGGUUGGAGUGGAGAUGUCAAUAAUGAACAUGAGGUGAGACAGAUUGAGACAGCAUCCAGGAGACCAGCAACACGGGAGACACCCAUCAAAUGUAAUGACCUCUUUAAAGACAAGUCCAUCAGAACGGUGCUGACUAAAGGAGUUGCUGGAAUUGGAAAAACAGUCUCUGUGCAGAAGUUCAUUCUGGACUGGGCUGAAGGAAAAGCAAAUCAGGACAUCUUCUUCAUGUUUCCACUUCCCUUUAGAGAGCUGAAUUUGAUAAAGCAGAAAAAUCUCAAUCUGAUGAAUCUUCUUCAUCACUUUUUCCCAGAAAUGAGAAAACUACAAUUAAUAGGCUCCUACAAAGUGGUGUUGAUCUUCGAUGGUCUGGAUGAGUGUCGACUUCCUCUAAAUUUCCAGAACAAUGAGAGAUUGUGUGAUGUGACAGAGUCAGCCUCAGUGGAUGUGCUGCUGACAAACCUCAUCAAGGGGAAUCUGCUUCCCUCUGCUCACCUCUGGAUAACCUCUCGACCAGGAGCAGCCAAUCAGAUCCCUCCUGAGUGUGUAGACCAGGUAACAGAGGUACGAGGGUUCCGUGAUCGUCAGAAAGAGGAUUACUUCAGGAAGAGGAUCAGUGAUCAGAGCCUGGCCAAUAAAAUCAUCACACACAUGAAGUGUUCCAGAAGCCUCUACAUCAUGUGCCACAUCCCAGUCUUCUGUUGUAUUUCAGCCACUGUUCUAGAGAGAAUGUUGGGUGAAGCAGAGAGUGGAGAGAUCCCCAGGACUCUGACUCAAAUGUUCACACACUUCCUGAUCUUUCAGAUCAAACACAAGGACCAAAAGUACCAUCAGAAAUGUGGCCCUGAUCCUCAGCAGACCAGAGAGAGUAUCCUGGCACUGGGAAAACUGGCUUUCCAACAGCUGGAGAAAGGAAACCUGAUCUUCUAUGAGGAAGACCUGAGAGAGUGUGGCAUUGAUGUCAGAGAAAUCUCAGUGUACUCAGGAGUGUGUGCCCAAAUCUUGAGAGCAGAGUUUGGGCUUCACCUGGCGAAGGUGUUCAGCUUUGUACAUCUGAGUGUUCAGGAAUUUCUGGCUGCUUUAUAUGCAUUUCUCUGCUUCAUCAGCAGAAAUGUAACAAAACAACAAACCACUGAUCUGUCUGAUCUUUUCAGAAAGUCAAACAUGUCCAAUUUCCUCAGGAGUGCAGUGGACAAGGCCUUACAGAGUGAGAAUGGACACUUGGACCUAUUCCUUCGCUUCCUUCUGGGUCUCUCACUGGAAUCCAAUCAGACUCUCUUACGAGCCUUAAUGCCACAGACAGGAAGCAGCUCUUACAGCAAACAAGAAACAGUCGAGUACAUCAAGGAGAAGAUCAGGAAGAAUCCAUCUCCAGAGAAAUCCAUCAAUCUGUUCCACUGUCUGAAUGAACUGAAUGAUCAUUCUCUAGUGCAGGAAGUUCAAACUUACUUGAACAGAGGAGGUUACAGUCGUCUCAGUGGAAGCAGACUCUCUCCUGCUCAGUGGUCAGCUCUGGUGUUUGUGUUACUGAACUCACAACAGGAGCUGGAUGAGUUUAAUUUGAGGAAAUAUGACCGAUCAGAGGAAUGUCUUCUGAGGCUGCUGCCAGUGGUCAAAGCCACCAGAAAAGCUGUGCUGUGUGAGUGUAAUUUGACAGAGGAAAGCUGUAGAGUUCUGUCCUCAGUUCUCAGCUCAAACUCCUCCAGUCUGAGAGAACUGGACCUGAGUAUCAAUAAACUGCAGGAUUCAGGAGUGAAGCUGCUCUCUGCUGGACUGGAGAAUCCACACUGUACACUGGAGAUACUGAGGUAUACACACACACAAUAAAUAUGAUGUACUAGCUCUAGGAGCAUCACUAAAUAUUAUAUACAGAAAUUAUAUUGUGUGUGUGUAAGAGAGCGAUAUACAAAUACAUAUUCAUUUACAUUACAUUUAUGACAUUUGGCAGACGCCCUUAUCCAGAGCGACUUACAAAAGUGCUUUGAAGUCUAUCAAAAUAUACAUUCUGAUACAGUCUUGCUAGGUCACAAACUGGGAAUACCAUCAUUCUAAAAACUCUGUUGGGGAGAUACUAGACAAUACAAUUUUUUUAAGUGCUAAUUUAAGUACUUUAGGAAGAGGUAGGUCUUUAGUCAUUGUUUGAAGACUGCCAGUGACUCAGCUGUUCAGACAUCUAGGGGAAGUUCAUUCCACCACCUAGAUGCCAGAACAGAGAAGAGUCUCGAUGUACCCUUCCUUGUACCCUGAGAGAUGGUGGGACCAGUCGAGCAGUGCUAGAGGAUUGGUGGGAGCGUGGUGCCGUGUGGGAUGUGAUAAGUGCUUUGAGAUAAGUGGAUGCUGGUCUGUUCUUGGCUUUGUAGGCAAGCAUCAGUGUUUUAAAUCUGAUGCAGGCAGCUACAGGACGCCAGUUGAGGGAGCCUAGCAAUAGGGUGGUGUGGGAGAACUUAGGAAGGUUGAAAACCAGUCGUGCAGCUGCAUUCUAGAUCAGUUGCAGAGGACAAAUGGCGCUCAGAGGCAGACCUGCCGGGAGUGAGGUGCAGUAGUCCAGUCUUGAAAUGACAAGGGACUGAACAAGCACCUGUGUGGCCUGUGUGGAAAGAAAUGGACAAAUUCUUCUGAUGUUAUAAAGGAGAAAUCAGCAUGAGCAUGCCAGAUUAGUAAUGUGAGAGGAGAAGGACAGUUGAUUUUCCAUGGUUACCCCAAGGUUGUGUGCAGUAACCGAAAGCGAGAUCAGAGAAUUGUCUAGGGAGAUUGCAAGAUCAUGACAUGGGGAUGAAUCACCUGGGAUGAACAGCAGUUCAGUUUUGCUGCUAUUGAGUUUCAGCUGAUGAACUGUCAUCCAUGAUAAGAUGUCUGCAAGACAUGAAUGUCUGAGGGAGGGAAGGAGAGGAUGAGUUAAGUGUUAUCUGCAUAGCAGUGGUAUGAAAACCCAUGUGAGGAUAUGAGCGCACCAAAAGAUUGAGUAUAGAUGGAGAAGAGGAGAGGACCAAGUACUGAGCCUUGUGGGACACCAGUGGAGAGUCUGUGGGGAACAGAUGUGGAUCCCCUCCAUGUCACCUGAUAUGACCGACCUUCAACGUAGGAUGCAAACCAUUGCCAUGCUGCACCACAGAUUCCUAGGCUCAUGAGGGUGGACAAGGGAGUGUUAUAGUCCACUGCUGAAAGGUCAAGGAGGAUGAGGACUGAAGACAGUUUAGCUGAUCUAGCAGCAUGUAUCUUCUCAGUGACAGCCAAAAGGGCAGUCUCUGUGGAGUGUGCUGGUUUGAAGCCUGACUGGUUGGGAUCUUGGAGGUUGUUCUGUGAGAGAUAAAGAGAUAGUUGAUUGUAGACAGUUCAUUCAAGGGUUUUAGAAAGAAAAGAGAGAAGUGAUACCGAUUGGUAGGUGCUAAUGUCAGAGGGAUCCAGAUUGGGUUUCUUCAGGAUGGGAAUAACACUUGCUCUCUUGAGUGAUGUUGGUACAUGACCAGAUGUUAUGGAGUUAUGAUGAUAGUGGAGGAAGGUCUUGAGAGAUGGUCUAGAGCAUUGUGUAAGGGAUUGGAUCCAAUGGGCAGGUGGUAGGAUUUCAGGACAAGAUGAUUUUCAGGAUCUCUUCUGUUCCUAGUU
Messenger RNA from Pangasianodon hypophthalmus (striped catfish), 4309 nucleotides. RefSeq names its product NLR family CARD domain-containing protein 3-like. NCBI's taxonomy places the organism in Eukaryota, Metazoa, Chordata, Actinopteri, Siluriformes, Pangasiidae. The transcript has 7 exons. The record is from RefSeq and is a predicted model, not a curated record. Bases 158 to 2533 code for a protein of 791 amino acids.